GUUAUCUGAUUACCGAGGAAAAGACAUUUUAUCAAGCGCAUAAGGAUUACAUGUGUUUGUGUGAAGUAACUGCUUGAAGUUGUUUUCUGUCGCAGAGUUUGUUUUUUGAGGAAAACAAACACAAAGCAAAAUUACAUUUGUUUUGACAUGCAAAAAAUACAUUGUGUCAUAUCCUACGACUAACAACAAAUAAAAAUAUGUAUUUAAAUUAAGAAAAUAAAUAAAAUAUUUGAAUUAAAUUACCUUUAAGGUAAUUUAAUUUACCAAGUGAUUUCAACUAUAAAAAUUAAAUUAGUUUUUUUGUUAAGAAAAAUAGACGUACGUGAUAAAAUCAAGUGGAUACCAUGAAGUGCUAGUUGAACUUCAAUCGUAGCUAUCUUACACUUCCACAUGAGUUCCAAUCGUAGAUCUUAAUGAAGUCCAAAUUGAACUCUAUUAUCCAUCUAUUAUAGGAGCAGCAAUUAAAAAACAUUUUAGUGUAACAAUAAAAAGGGGGUGGUGUAUUUUGAAAAAAAGACCCAACGACAACAACAGCCCAAAAGGAAGAACAAGAACAUUACGUGAGUGCGCAGCCAAAAAAAAAUAAAUAUAAAAAUUAAAUAAAAAAAGUAAAGUGUUGGAAAAAAAUAAACGGGGGGCAACUAAACGACGGACUGCUGCUUUCUACAAUUUGCCACAAGAAGACCGUGUACAAAACACUAUUCGUAGUACAAUCAACUAUUUUCAACACACAGAGCAGAAUUGCAAUACAAAAAGUAUAAAAAUUCAAGGGAAAAAACAAAAACCAAAUAACACACACAAACCUACACACGACACGGCCGACAAUUAUUGAAUUUUUUUGUCUUCUUCGAUUCUAUUUUACUUCCUUAUUCAAAAAAAUUUAAUACUCCCAGGUGUUUUUAAGUGAAAAAUUUCGGUGGCGGCAUUAAAAUUUAUUAAUGAACUAGAAAAUAAGCAAAACUAAACCCUUUUGAACGUGUAAAGAAAAUUUUCUAUUCACCGAAGAAAAACUAGACCGCACCCUUCACUUUACUCCCCCCACUUAUUGCAGCAAUUUAUAUGAGAAUUUUCUUGGGAUAUUUUGGUUUAAACAAGGAUUAUUGAGUUCCUUUUUGGAGCUUUGCUAGCCGGCGUCACGUUACGUAGACGUUAUGACUUCGCCUCUUUAUUAUCUGGACAUUUUUGAAUUGCGACCAUUGAUUACGAAUUUCAAUUGCAAGUUAUCGACCAUUACGGAGUAUGAUUGUCACAAACAGCUGCUGUGCUUAGUGUCUGAGGACAAUGACAUUGUGCUGCGCUACACCAGUGAGGGUGGUCAAGAGGUGUUAAAAUUAAUCUCCUGGUUUCGUCGCACAUCCCGUGUCAUACAUGAUGUUUGUUUUGAUCCAUCGGGAACAUGGCUGUUGGUUUUAUGUUUCGACAACACUCUACACAUAGUGCCCGCCCUAGCGGUCGUGGACAAAAACUUCUUAGAGAAAAAUACCAACAACUCUGGCUAUCCACAAUCGCACUACAGUCUAACACAAGUAACUUCGUACAUAAUACCCUUUGUGGGUCCACAUGAAUGUCCCAAUUCAAAAAAGUGUCCCAAUCAAUUGACCAGAAAAAGACAUUCAGCUCUUAAUACACUUAGAAAUGAGGAGCGUGCUAAAGAAAAGCCAGCGAAUAGUAAUGAGCCAGAGGCUGAAGAUAAAGAUGAAAGUCAUAAUAUUAAAAUACUAGUAGAACAAGUAGAAAAUCUCAAUGUAAACGAAGAGAAAAAUGAAGAAAACCAGCCACAGGAGAACGACGACGAUGUAGUGGUAAUGGUGGAGGCCGCUGCCAUAGAUGAGGGUAAUAUGGAAGUUUUUAGUCACGAUGUACCUGCCGAAAUGUUGGCAACUUCAAGUGCUCCCAAUCAAGUGGACGAUAAGACGGGCAACAGUCAUUUGCCCUUAAUGAGUAUGUCAUUUAUGGCCUCCAACACCUGUCCCUAUCCUCUGUCGGUGGUAUGGUGGCGUACUUUAGAGGGCGUAAAUCGUGCCGUUAUUGGCUAUUCGGAUGGUUCAGUAUGUUUUGUGGGUCUCAGUCCCAAUUGUCCGUUUGUGGCCAGCACAGCGGUGGAAAGUGGUUCAGUGGUUAAAUUGCUCAUUUGUCGAGACAAUACUUUUGACAGUGUCAUGUUAUUAAUAACUUCAUCUUUAAAACAACAAUUCAAAUUGCUGUUGGAACAAAAAGCCAUUAAAUAUAUCUACCCCGGCGAAAUGUCACCCACAACCUCACAGCCCAAAGAAAACGAUUGGCAAAUUGUUAUGCCUUUAAAGAAUACUAGCAACUCUUCGGAUCCUGCUUCAGAAAAAUCUCAACCAGAUGAGGAUGUUUUUAUGAGCGAUGAUAAUAUACUAACAACAACUACAACUAAUAUAGCAGUUGCUGAUGUUACAGGUGAUGGCACCUCCAACUUCUCUUUGGUCUCACAGACACUGCCUUCAGCACAAAUACAGGUAGCAACUUCAUCAGCAGUGGCUCAAAACAGGCCUGUACAACCACCACCAGCACCACUUGGUUACUCCUCUUCAGUAGCAGCCUCUUCAUCGGCAGCAGCUGCAGCAACUACCGAUACUGCUGCGGAAAAUAAUAAUCCACAACAGCAACCUCCUCCACCCCCUUACUCAGUAGCAAUAACACGACAUUUGGACAAUAAGGUAGCUGUAAGUACCACAGCUACAAGUGCAAAACAAACGGUAACCACUACAAAUUCAGCGGUCCGUUUAAAUCAGCAACAGCCUCCACAACAGCAGCAGACGCAACAACAGCAGGAUAACAAUUUAAUUAACGAUUUAGACGAUGCAAAUGGUCGAGCUGGCAUAUUACCAGCCGCCCGUGCUCGUCUGGCAUCUUUAAAAUCCUUGGGAUCGAAAAAGUUAAAUGCCAUCAAAAUGCGUCUGUCGGAUAAUCGUCAAAAAAUUGAAGAAUAUAUGCCGGACAACUCUCUGGGUUCCUCAUUUGCCAUUGUGGACUCACCCUCCUUGACACCGGAAUUGCUGGCCAAUUCUGUUGGUUCCUUUUAUACCAUACAAAACUUACGCAGUACUUAUUUGCUGAGUGCUCUACACAGUCAAUCGAACAGUUUUACGGUCCACAGCAUAGACAUACACUUGAAACCGUUAUUUCUCUAUAAAAUCCCUCCCGAUUGUGUGGAUAUUUUGAUAAGUUCUAAUAUUUUGUACUCCAUACAAUAUGUCGAUUACUACAAUGAUUCGGCGGCGGGGAGUAGUAGUGGUUUGCAGAAAGAUUGUGAAGUGUUGGUAAAUCAGAAUACGGAAAAAGAAAAUCGUGAUAUGGACAUAGAGAAACAAGAAAAAUAUGCCGAAGUUCCCAAAACCUCAAAUGAUCUCAGCAAUAGUGGGAAUGUUGAUGUUGACAGUGACAUAAAAAUUUUGCCUGAUUCUGCUCAAGCCGAGAGUCCUGCAGAUACCAGUGCCGCUUCCACCAACACUACAGAACAAUUUAGUCGUGACUGUUUGUCACCCAGUAAUUCUAUAAAUGCUGUUGGUGUUAUAAGCAGUGCUAUGGCUUCUUUACGUACCGGCAAUGAAGAUAGAUUCAACUCGUCCUCUCAGCUGGGUUUGUUUCGUUUCGAAAAUGAAACCGUUUUAAGUCUAUAUCAAAUGGCCACUUACCGUCCAGCUUUAACCGCCAACGAAGUCAUAUCAAAAGAUGAAAAAACCAAAGCAUUCGAACACAAGGACAUCAAAUCACCCAUGGACUAUGUGAAGUUCUAUGAAACGGCCGAUGUUCAGGAGGAAUAUUCUUUAAGGCAAAUGGAAAUAAUGCAACAUGAAUUUCCCAAAAUCAAUUAUGAUCCCUGCUAUGUGGUGACCAAUAAAAAUGUCUAUUAUAUACAACUCAAAAAAGAGCCCUUUGCCAUUUUCCUCGACUCAGCGCUGGCCGGAGAGUGGACGCAAUGUCGGGAUUUUUGCAAUACUUUCGAUCUCACCUACGAGGCUUGCAUUGAAUUUGCUGGUGAUUAUCUAUUGCGCCGUAAGAAGGUCACACAAGCUUUGCUCACUUAUAAUACGGCACGCAUUAAACCCAUACGUACGGCACUUAAAUUGGCCAUGUUUGGCCAGACCACAGCUUUAAUGCAUCUUUGUGCCAUGGCUUUAAAGCUAAGUCAUGUUCUUAAUUCGAAAUAUUUUUGUCAUCCCAUCAUAAAGACACUCUUGCCCGACAUCACCUACAGACACUCGGAAGAUGUGCGCACCAUAUUGCCGGCCACACCAGCGGAAUAUGCUCCUGAAGGUAAGGGGCUGAAUGUGAAUGAGGGUCUGCCCUGUGGUGAUUAUACCUAUGGCGUGGAUCAGUCCUUGAGUCAAUUGCAAAUGUCACCAUCUUCGCAGUUUCAUUUGGCUAAUUUGCUGCUUAUAACAUUGGCGGAGAAGGCUGUCAAUGACAAGAACUAUAUACCUCUAUGGAAUUUCCUGGUUACCAAUGGCAAAUAUCAUACCAAUAUGACGAGCAUAGUUUUAUGUCAAAGCGGUUUGUUUUCGGCCGCUCUUUUGCUGGCCAAGGUACGCGGUGUUUGUAUUGAUACCUUUUUGGCUUUAAAUAGUGUAGUAGGCCAGGAAUUUGGUUGGUACACAGAGCUCAAUGUGUGUCUUUACAAUUUAAGUGAAUCUAUGUUUACGGAGACCAUAACAUAUUUGCCCAGCAUAGCUGUGGAUUAUUUUACCUUCAUACAGGAGAAAUUACCACAAAUCCGGCCAAGUGUUUUGAAGCGUUUGGAACAACAACUAAAUCCCUUUUCGGCAACAUUAAGACCCAUUGUCUCGCACACCUCAUCCUCAUCUCAAUCGAAUGACAAUAAUACCUAUUUGUUGGAAUUUUGUAAAAAUCUCAUUGAAACCUAUUUGGCUGUACUCAUACACUUGGAAUCUCAGCGCUCAAAAUGUGAUCGGGUAUUGAAUGCCCUCAAUACGUUUCGUUUAACUUAUGAAGACAAUCAAUUUGCCAUCGAAACCUCGCGUUUUAAACCAAUAUCGGCCGGCUGUGCCCACUGCGCCUGUGUGGUAGAUGGUGUAGCCUACUUUUGGGGCUCUAAUGGUGUGCCUUGCAAUUAUAGUGUUAAUAAAUCUUCGGAUACUCCCGAACCUCCUUAUGCGGUAAAAAGUUUAGAUUUAUUGUCCCAGCUAAAUUUAGAAGUACAUGCAGUUAAAUGUGGACGUCAGCAUACCUUAGUGCUUACAAAUAAUGGACUGUAUACUUUGGGCAAUAAUAAUUUAUGUCAAUUGGGUAUAGGCAAACAAAUGCAAAUGACUUUGCAACCCAUGCUAGUUAAACAGUUUGAUGGUAAAAAUAUAACCAUACUUGAGGCUGGACAAUAUCAUAAUGCAGUGGUAGCUGAUGGUUUACUUUACACUUGGGGCUGGGGUGUUUACGGUCAAUUGGGCCAUGGCAAUACAGAAAAUGUGGCCGAGCCAAAAUUACUUUCAUUUCUGAAAUAUAAGAAAGUGCUGCAAGUUGCUAUGGGCCAUGCCCAUAGCUUGGUGUUGUGUGAAGGCUCCUUACCAAAUACCACCGAAUUGUAUGUAUUCGGUUCAAACCAUUUUGGCCAACUAGGUUUGGGUUCAUCAAAAAGCGAGGGAUCUUUAGAUAACAGUAGCAAUAUUAGCAGUGGCAGUAGUAAUAGACCACCAGAUGAUGAAAUGAAUUGUGCUGGCCAAGUAAAAUACCUAUUACCUCAAAGACUCGAAAUUGGCACAGCGAGAAUAAGACUGAUUCAUACAAAAUUCUUUACAAAUAUAGUCGUAGAUGAGAAUGAACGUAUGUACACUUGGGGCUCAUCACCACAAGCUUUGCGUUUGGCCAAUCAAAUCAAGAGAAGAGCUAAUGCCAAACAAAAAAUUGAAGAACACCAGCGACGUGAAAUGAGUCGACGUUUCGAGGCUACCAUUAUUGCGGCGCCCGCCACUUCCACUAGCACAAUUGAUGGAGAAUCUUCAACUAACGAUUCGCCGGCGAAAACAAAAGAUAUUGUGCCUACAGUAACUAUUACCUCACCAGGUUUGGAUGUAAUAAAAGCCAACGAUGAGGAUGGUGUAACAAGUAAUGCUAAAGACGAAAUUACGUCUGGUGUGGCGGCAAUGGUUCCAGUUGAUGAUACUUUACCUUUAGACGAAAACGUUAUUGCCACCGAAGAUGCUGCCACAGCAAAUAUCAAUAUAGAAAUUUUAGAUGAUGCAGUAGUAGGUGAUGUGCCCGUAUUAAAAACUACCAAUGUAGCAGCAGCAGCCGCAGAAGUAGAUAAAGUAGAAAAUAAAUUUGCAGAAAUGACAGCACCAACAACAUCUAACACAAAUGUACCUGCCGCUCCACCACCGUCUGUACAACAGCCACCUACAGUGGAAAUAGAUCCUUGUGAGCACAUGUCACCACAUUUAGUUGAUACCUCCGAAGUAGCGGGACAAAUAUUACAGGUUUCUAGUGGCCUUUUCCACUUUGCUUUGAUCUCCUCUUCAUGCACUUUGUAUACAUGGGGCAAAAACUUGGAACAUCAAUUGGGUACCGAAGAUAAAGAACGUCGAGCAGUUAGUAAACCUUCGCCUUUGGACAAUAUCGAUCGUCCCAUGUAUGUGGACUGUGGUGCAGAUUUUACUCUAGUCAUGACAACUGAUUUUGUUGUUAAAGCUUUUGGUGGCAAUUCCAAUGGACAGUGCGGUCGUGAUUUGGGAGCCUGUAUUGACAAAAUGAAGCAACGUGUUGUUUGUCUACCCACCACCAAACGUUUAAUGCGUUUCGAGAGCCAGUGUAUAGAGAUACCAGUAGAAAUCAAUUUGCCACGACCCCGCAUACGUUUGGAUACAGAACCGAUACGUUAUCUAAAGACCAUACCACGUUACAAAUAUUACUUCCUACAAGAGGCUGACAUUGAUUUCGAACAAUUUGGUGACCUAAACGAUAGACCCUCGCCGAACGAAUACAAAUCAACCACACAAGCCGACAGUUCGGCAAAUAUAGUGACGGGCCAGGAAUCCGAUGAUAUGCUUUCCUCUCUCGAAAAUCUAAGUCAAAAUGAUGCCUCCUCGUUGCAGUUGUCGCUGACCACACCGCUACUGGCGGACAACAUACUGGAUCAAAAUCAACUGCCGACCACCAACAGUUCGUAUGAGUGUACGCCCGAUGAACAAAGCUAUGCCCGAUUACCGAAUGUAGAUAAUGAUAAUGGCAGUUUAACCGAUGACAAUGGCCAUAAUAACAAUGGUGUAGAUUUGCUGCAGCAAAAUGCAACGGCACCAGCAGUCCCCACUGCUGCAGAAGGCAUUACCACAAAUAAUGGCACCCUAUAUAAUGGGGAGAUAACAGCGGAAGACAGUGAAGAACUGCAAAACCUCUGCAAUUACAUACACUAUUGUCUGUACAUAUUCCAUGGCCUGUAUAGUCCCGAUAAAGUAAGAGAGUUUUCCAAAAAUCGUCUAGAAUAUCGCAUACGUACGUUAAUGUUAAAUUUCAAAUACGUUGAUGCCUUCACUUUGUGCCUGCAGAGCACAAAAAGUUCUCUGUGUGCUUUGAAAAUAUUUGAGUACUUUUCAAAAGACACCGGCUAUGUGCCGCUAAGACGAGCCGAUCUAAGAUUUCUUAUUUACUAUUUGCUCAGUCAUUUCAUCAAUCAUCAAUACGAAUUGGCCGAAUGUGAGCGUUUCUUUUUGUCCGAUUUAGACUAUUAUCUGUUGGAGCUGGCCUAUGUGCUGUAUUUUAACAAUAACAACACCGAUCUGGAACAGAAUCUCAAUGAGAAAUUUAAGACUCUUAUAGCAAGAACCGAAGGUGAAACUAAUUCAAAUUUCUAUCAACAACAGCAGCAACAGUUGCAAGCCGAAGAGGAUCACCAGCAUCAACAGCAUCAUGCUACACAUAAGUUAGAGGACACCGAUGUGAUAUUCGAAAUGUUGAGUGUUAAAUUCAAAACGAUUGUUUGUCAACGUUUGCUUAAGUUUUGUAACUCUUAAAAUUGUUUUUUUUUGUUUGUUUGUUUUUCAAAUAGUAUAAAAAAACAUUUUUUAUCUAAUAUUUUGCGCUUGUUGUAAAUUUGUUUUAUUUUUAUAUUUAUAACUUUUUGCCUAUGAAAUUGUUUUAUUUUUUUUUACUUUUCUUAAUUUUAAAAUGCUUGUAAAUUUGUAUUCGUCAUCUCUAUUGUUUUUUCUCUUUAUUUUUUGCUUAAUUAUUAGUGAUAUUUCAUUUUUAUUACAUACAUACAUGCAUACAUACAUAUACUAUACAUAUACUUAUAUAUAUUUAAUAUUUUUUGUUUUUAGUUUUAUUUCUUAAAUAAUUGAUCAAAAAGAAAAUCAUUGUUUGUAAGUAGUAAAGAGAUGUGGCCGUUAUAGCAACUAUCUCAAGUAAAUUAUUGAACAAAGAUUUAAAAAAUAA
Messenger RNA from Calliphora vicina (urban bluebottle blowfly), 8409 nucleotides. RefSeq names its product claret (gene ca). The record is from RefSeq and is a predicted model, not a curated record. The transcript has 17 exons. Gene Ontology annotation, molecular function: protein binding. Lineage: Eukaryota; Metazoa; Arthropoda; Insecta; Diptera; Calliphoridae. Bases 1152 to 7988 code for a protein of 2278 amino acids.